Dunckerocampus dactyliophorus (ringed pipefish) is the source of this 2028-nucleotide messenger RNA. RefSeq names its product centriole and centriolar satellite protein ofd1-like. The record is from RefSeq and is a predicted model, not a curated record. The transcript has 3 exons. Gene Ontology annotation, molecular function: protein binding. NCBI's taxonomy places the organism in Eukaryota, Metazoa, Chordata, Actinopteri, Syngnathiformes, Syngnathidae. Gene Ontology annotation, biological process: epithelial cilium movement involved in determination of left/right asymmetry. Gene Ontology annotation, cellular component: centrosome; ciliary basal body. Bases 1 to 2028 code for a protein of 675 amino acids.
AUGUUCUCAGCCAAUGCGGAUGCUUUGUCUAGCAGUGAGCUGAGGGAGAGGCUCCACAAAAGAUUUAAGGAUAAGGGAGUGCAAGAAACACUCAAAACCCAACUGCGCACUGAACUAAUCAGGGAGUUAAAACCUCCGGCGUUCACUGGAGACCCAUCUUCCAGGCCAGCUCCUGUGAAAGCAGACUCUCAUUUGCUCUCAGUUUGUAACUGCAUAGUCGCUGAUUAUCUUCACAGCUCAGGGUACAAGUACACCUUUUCUGUAUUCCGUCCUGAAAGUAACCUGGACACAGGGAAGAUUUUUAGGAAAGAAGACCUUCUUCAAGUUCUUGAAAUGAGCCCUCAGUCAUCACUUUACAAAUCUCUUCUCAUGAAUGAAAAGAACGAUCAAGGUGUUUUAAUCAACCUUCUGACACAUGCGACACGCUGUCACACACCUCAUCUUUACCGUAAUGCUGCCACUCAGACAACCGGCGCAAGUGGUGACAGGUCACUUAUUGAGAGGAUGGAAACGAUUGAAAGGGAAUGUGCAGACAGCAGAGAGGACGACCAAGUUUUAUUACAUUCCAAGCUGGAUGCAUACAAAAGGCAAACUGAAAUGCAGAUGCAGAUGCAAGUUGAUGUUAAAAUGCAAUAUUUCAAAGACAUUGAACUUGCCAAGAUGAGGAUGGAAGUACAAGUUACAUUUCAGAAGGAAUUUGAUAGACUGAGACAAGAACUGGAAAUGACCUAUGAAACGAAGGUGAAGAAAUUAAACGCUAAGGAAAACAACAUGAUGAACCGAUUCAAAAAACAACAACAAAUUGAAGAAAACGAUGUCUUCAUCAAGAGACAAACCUUGCUGAAAGAAAGGGAAGCAGUGCAACGUCGAGGAAAUGAGCUGAGGAGGCAAAUGGAGGCUUUAGAAGGCACUUGUAAAAUACAUGACGAAAAGGUCAAGACCACCGAGGAGUUGCUGAGGAGGAGAGAGCUGCUGACGAAAAUAAUAGAGGACACACAUAACCACAGGCUGCAGAAUGAACUCUUCAAGUAUGAGCUUGAGUUCAGGGAAGAAUACAUCCAAAGAAGCGAGAAACUCACUGAAAGUGAGCAAAGAAAUGUCCUGGAAACUGUGGACUUCCAAAAAGAGUUAGCUGCAAUUAAUGCCAAAGUAGAGGAGCACAGCACAAUCCUUUCAGAGGUGAGACGGCUGCAGGAUGAACUGAACGCUGCACAGCAGAAGACCUCUGUGCUCAAUCAACAGAAAGAGCAACUGAAGGAAAAACUGGGGAGCAUGAGUGACUAUCCCAGAUUAAAAAGUGAGAAAGCACAGCUGGAGGAACGGGAGCAGCUUCUCGCGACACAGUUGGAGGAUUUACGCCAAGAGAACCAGCAGCUUUGCGCAGACUUGGAGAAACCUUCAAAAGAGCAUCUGGCCCUGCAGAUGGAGCUACAGAGGCUCCAAAGUGAACGCAGAGCGGAAAAAGAGACAUUCAACAACGAGAGGCAGUUUCUGCAAUCACAAAUCUGGCUUGAGGUAAAGCGGUGUGGUCAGGUCAAGGUCCAGCUCACAGAAUGCGAAGAGAACUUACAGUGGCUGACUGGUCACGUUGAAAACCUGAAGAAACGUCUUGAUCAAAAUCAAGAAUUCAAAAGACGUCUCCAAGCCAUAUUCAAGUCCUCUUGCUUGGGGUCGAAUUUAAAUGAUAACCAAACCUUGCCGAGAUCCACAACAUGUGAUGCUGUGCAAAGGGAUUCAUGUGGGAGUAACACUCCCAACAUGGCGCUAGGAACUGAACCCAGUGCUUGGAUUGUUCAACUGCAGGAAGAGGCAGAGGCCUUCCAAGACGCCUACAGAAAGAUCCUGGUCAUCUCCUGGAUGCCCUCUGUUCUGAGGAGGCACCUGGGAGUCUUUCUGUUCCCAAAAGAGAGAGGGGAAGUCAUACAGAGAGAGCGAGAAGAAAUGGAAAGACUUGAGAAAGAGGAAGAGGUGGUGGGAGCAGUGCAUGAAGAUUAUUUUGAAAGGACAAGAGAACCAGGAUGGCCAUGA